GUCAAGCGUCAACAAUACAUGUUCAUAUUAUCUUAUUUCUGUGGCCAUGAAAUUAUGCAGCUGCCCUUCUCAACAUCUUCUUCUUCUCCUUCCCACUUGUUACUUCCUCUUCUCUCUUAAAUCUCAACCAUAACAACAGGCGCAGCAUAAAUGGCCUCUGUAGCUCCAAAGCUGAGCUCAACUUUUCACUCUUACCCACCUUCACAGCUUUCAAAACUACCUCUCAAUCUCCUUCCUUUCAUCUCCACAACUUCAAAAAAGUGCAAGAUUACAAACAAACUAUUCAUUUCAAGCACACCCCAGUUGGGAAACAAGAGUAAGAAAAGCAAUGCACUAGUUGUUUGCCAGGCCACACAAGUGUCUGUGGCAGAGGACUCUGGUGGUGGUGGUGGUGGUGGUGUAAGUGAUGAUGGGAGGAAUUGGAUUCCGGUGGUUCCAUUGGCUGCAUUGCCUAAAGGAGAGAGGAGAGUGAUCAUACAGAAUGAUGAGGAUAUUUUGUUGCUGUGGUAUAAAGAUGAGGUUUUGGCUAUUGAGAAUAGAUCACCUGCUGAGGGUGCUUAUACUGAAGGCCUCCUCAAUGCUAAGCUCACUCAGGAUGGCUGCAUUGUCUGCCCAUCAACAGACAGCACUUUUGAUUUGCGAACUGGAGCUGUGAGGGAUUGGUACCCAAAAAACCCAGUGCUAAGAGCCCUUACACCAAUUUUAAGAACUUUAUACAUAUACCCGGUGAAAACUGAUGGUGAGAACAUUUACAUUAGCAUGGGCGGAGGUGCUAGCUCAGAUGCAUCUGCAGAGAUUGUUUUUAGUGGAAGAGCACAGCCUGGUGCCACAGCUACUAAUGUCAAUGUGGAAGAGGUGAGGAUGGUGGUAGAUGAGGAGGCUGGAGGUUUUGGAUUCACGGAGAGAAAUGAAGUGAUUAACGGGAAGGCUGCUAUAAUUGGCUUACUUUGCCUAAUAGAUUUCGAGCUCUUAACUGGUGAAGGUCUCCUCAAGGGGACAGGAUUCUUGGACUUCAUCUAUUCUGUAUCAAAUGCUCUAAGCUAGAAGCUUCUGUACUUCAUUUGCGCAAGGAAGUGAUAUAUACAUAAAUAUACUUAAGAUAACCGUUUUCUCAUUCUUUUCACAACUGUAAUGUUGUUUUCUCUGAACCAUGUUCAUUCUAGAAUCGGUUUUUAUUAGUAAGUUGUUCGUUUUAUAAAUGUAUCAGAUUUCUUUUUUUUUUCUUCCA
Daucus carota subsp. sativus is the source of this 1228-nucleotide messenger RNA. RefSeq lists its product as uncharacterized. The record is from RefSeq and is a predicted model, not a curated record. The coding region runs from base 151 to 1044 and encodes 297 amino acids. Gene Ontology annotation, molecular function: 2 iron, 2 sulfur cluster binding; nitrite reductase [NAD(P)H] activity. The transcript is spliced from 3 exons. Lineage: Eukaryota; Viridiplantae; Streptophyta; Magnoliopsida; Apiales; Apiaceae.